CAGACUACAUUAGUAUGAGGUGACACUCCGCGAGGAACGGACGUAUCGAGAGAACGUUGCUUUUAUAUCGAUCUAAACUUCGCGUGUUGAAUGUUCAAAGUUAAUAAUUGUGAAGUGAAUUUUAGACUUUUUUUCAACUAAAAUUAUUCGUUUAAAAUGAAGGUUUUAACGGUAGACGAUAAAACUGUUGUCGAAGAUAGAGAACCAACUGUCGAGAUUGUUGAUAACAAACUAACUAAGGAGGAAUUAAAUAGAGGAUGUCCUCUAGGCGUGUCCCGUGUGACGUGUUCGGUGUACGUGUGCGGUGCGCACGCGCUGCCGGGCGCGGUGCGGGUGCUGCGCCCCGGGUUGGUGGUGAACGCGGCGCCCGAGCUGCCGCCGCCGCCCGACGACUGCGCCCCGCGGUACUACGUGCCAUUACUGGACACACCCAACUCAGAUAUGCAUCCGUACUUGGAGAGAGUCGCUGAUCUUAUCAACGAUGUGGUGUCAAGGGGCGAGGUGGUGUUAGUACACUGCGUGGCGGGCGUUUCCCGCUCUGUCACACUUUGCUUGGCUUACCUCGUAAAGUGGCAGCGGAUGACGCUCAGGAACGCCUACCACCAUCUUAAACUGAGACGACCACAAAUCCGACCGAACACCGGUUUCUUCAAGCAGCUGAUUAAAUUCGAGGAGCGGCUGUUUAGCGAAGCUUCCGUGAAGAUGGUCUACUGCGAGGCGAUCGACAAGGAGAUCCCCGACGUGUACGAGCCUGAUUACAGCGGAAUGACAUGGUUCAGACAGCGGUACGGACCUAUUGAAAACAGUUGAGUCACAUUAGUAAUUAAGCUGUAGUUAGUUCUACUAUUGGCACAAAUCGUUUUGUACGCUUGUCAAUAUGCAGCUUUUUAUUUGUGUACAAUUAAAAUGUUUAUCAUAGGUUUCCAGUGUCGAAAGACUGAUACAAGAAAAUAUUGUUUACACUCUAAUUUGAA
Messenger RNA from Papilio machaon (common yellow swallowtail), 974 nucleotides. RefSeq names its product dual specificity protein phosphatase 14. Gene Ontology annotation, cellular component: cytoplasm. Lineage: Eukaryota; Metazoa; Arthropoda; Insecta; Lepidoptera; Papilionidae. The transcript is spliced from 4 exons. Bases 157 to 810 code for a protein of 217 amino acids. The record is from RefSeq and is a predicted model, not a curated record. Gene Ontology annotation, molecular function: protein tyrosine/serine/threonine phosphatase activity. Gene Ontology annotation, biological process: protein dephosphorylation.